This is a messenger RNA of Arthroderma uncinatum, 345 nucleotides long. Its product is annotated as cyclin-dependent kinase regulatory subunit. The transcript has 4 exons. Gene Ontology annotation, cellular component: SCF ubiquitin ligase complex; cyclin-dependent protein kinase holoenzyme complex. Gene Ontology annotation, molecular function: histone binding; protein kinase binding; ubiquitin binding. Lineage: Eukaryota; Fungi; Ascomycota; Eurotiomycetes; Onygenales; Arthrodermataceae. Gene Ontology annotation, biological process: regulation of mitotic cell cycle. The record is from RefSeq and is a predicted model, not a curated record. The coding region runs from base 1 to 345 and encodes 114 amino acids.
AUGGAUAUCGAGAUGUCUCGACGGAACAAGAAACCCAGACCCCUCCUCGACUCGGAGAAACAGAAACUCGACGAGUUUGCAGAUGGCAUCCACUAUUCCGCCAGAUAUUCUGAUAGUGAAUAUGAAUACAGACACGUCCAGCUGCCGAAACCUAUGCUGAAGAAGAUCCCGAACGAAUACUUUGACCAUGCGAAGGGAACGUUGAAGCUGCUGUGGGAAGAAGAAUGGCGGGGGUUGGGGAUCACACAGAGCCUGGGAUGGGAACAUUAUGAAGUACACGAACCUGAACCACACAUUUUGCUAUUCAAGCGACCCGUGAAUUACCAACCGCCUGUCUCACAGUAA